GGCUUUCAGAUCCCGUUCACGCGCUCUCGCUGAAAGUCGCGUUUUCAGCGAAACACGUGAACAACGAGAGCCGUUUUGUCAUUCUUGAUUCGCGUCUUUUUCGACGAACUUGUAAUCGGACUAUCGUAAGGGUUGAUAAAGUGACCGCGUAAUUAAAUGGCGCGAGUGUUGUUGGUAUUAUUGUUUUGUGGCGUUUAUGGGGUGUUUGUUUGGGGGGCAACGGCUAACUUCAGGGGAGACCCGGGGGAGUCGUCGUGUCAACCGGACAAGUUGACUGUUUAUAAAGUUGUGUUGCACACGUUCUGGAGCAGAGAUAGUUUCCCUAAACAUUAUCCGGAUUGGAGGCCUCCAGCUUCUUGGUCCAAAGUUUUCGGUCGAAGCCAUGACAAAUCUUUUACUCUAUUUCGGUUGGGUAGAAAAUCAUCUCUAGGUGUAAAAUCAUUCGCAGAAAUGGGUAGAACAGAUGUCCUGGAGGAACAGAGCCAAGGUGAAGGAGGUAUUUACGAUGAAUUUAAUGCACCUCCAAUUAACUCAGGAGUAGGACGAACAGAAGCUGAGUUUUUUGUGGAUGGGAAUCAUUCAAGGGUUUCCCUUAUGUCAAAAAUAGUGCCAUCUCCAGAUUGGUUUAUAGGAGUAGAUAGUUUUGAUUUAUGCGUAAAUGGAAACUGGUUGGAUAGCAUUACAAUAGAGGUUGACCCAAUUGACGCAGGUACAGAUAAUGGAUUUACUUUUACCGCUCCCAACUGGCCCACAGAGCCUCAAGGAGAAGCAUACAGAAUAACUGCGCAAUAUCCAGCACAUCCUGCAGGAUCCUUUUUCUAUCCUUACUUAAAAAGGUUACCUCCUAUUGCGACGUUUCAGUUUAUUAAAAUUAAAGAAUAUGAACUUUCUGAAGUUUUUCAUCAUUCAGAGGAUGACAGGAAAUAUGAAGUAUUAAAAAUGGAACAUUUAGCUGAAAGAAACAGCGAACUCGAUAGCACUGACAACAAUGAUAUUCAGUUGGCUAUUGAAGAAGAAAGGCAAGAGCAGGAGGUGCAUAUGAAACCUAAGCCCAAACCUAGAAAUAGAUUAAAUAAUUACUCAAUGUCAAAUAACUAUUACAAACAGUACACAUUGGCCACUCCGACCAGUACAAGUGCUUCGAGAUAUUUUAACACGGACAGCAAUGUUAUCAGUAAUACAAUCCAUCCCAACGAUAUAACCCUGCCAUCUCCAUCUGGUUUUCCAGCUGUAGUACCAAAGGGAAACAAGGAAGCUAUCUUAAGUAGUAUUGCGGAUUCAUACCUAAAUCAAAAAGAUCAAGCCCAAAAGAAGUACAAGAAAUUGAAAAAGAAUUCAAAGAGAUACCGCGCCCCACGCGACUGCAGAGUAUCACAGUGGUCUGAAUGGAGUCCAUGCAGUAAAUCCUGCGGCAUAGGCGAGAUGCAACGGAAAAGAGAAGUGAUAAAACAUGCCAGAAGGGGUGGCAGACAGUGUCCGCCGUUGACCGAAACAAAAUGGUGUGGAAGCGCCCGAUCGUGCAACAAGGAGUACUUCAAUUGGCAAUAACUGUAAAAAAUAUGGUCACUUUAAUGUAUAUCUUUGCCAAAAAUGGGUUGUCGGGUUAUUGUCGGGGCAACCACUGAAGACUGAGAACGGUUGUAGUAAUCGACAGUGCCGUUAUUGAACUACAAACUUAAACCAUGUGUUAUUGCUAUAGGGAGUUAAAAAUUAUGUUUUAUACACUGCCAAGCACUAGUAGAAUUAUAGGUAAAAGUUGACGUAUAAGAUAUUUAAAUGGUUUGGUUACAGAUGAAGUUUUUUUGAAAUCCUAAUUUUGUAAAUUUGCUUAAGACUAACUAUUUUUAUUAGUAUUGCGUGUACCUACAAUUUUUCAGUAGAGCUGCUUUUAACUAGAUUAACUCAUUUUUCUAAAAAAUAUUAAUAGCUCUUGAUUUAUAUGUAAUUUUCGAAAAAGUUAAAAGAAAGUUGGUUACAUAAUUUUUUAUCGUAGCUUUGUAAGGUAAGAUUGCAAUGCAUUUUAUUCAAUUGUUAAUCUUAGAGGGUAUCUGGUAAAAUUAAAAUAUAAUAUUACAGAUUCCCUAUAUUUAUUUCAGAUACAACUUGUCAAGCAAACAUCUUUAAGAUCAAAGAGCGAGAAAACGUCGUAUUUAUUAAUUCUUGUUUUAAAAUUAAAGAUUUUGAAAACUUAUAUUUUAUCGACAGUAUCAUCAAUAAAUGAUGGAAAAUAUGUUACAGGAUGUUCGAUAUGGUCAUUGAGUUAGACGGUAAACCGGAAAUAGAAAUUAAUUACUAUAAGCAUAGUUAGAAUCGUACCAUGUGUGGGGCGCCAAGGUGCUUUUUUUAGCAUUUUAUGACAAGAAAAAUUUUGUAUGAAAAAUCCAACAUUAUAAUAGAAAUAUUUCGAAGUAUGCAGCAUAUUGCCGAUAAAAGUCGAUUUCCAGCUAAAUCCUUUCGAGGCCCAACACCACCCUAAAAAUAAGAUAAUCAUGUUCCGUUUAGAUCGUUUUUCUUGAAGGGCGGUAAUAUAUAAUUGGAUGCUUAUACCCUGAAAAACAGUGGUGGUUCGUAGUUUACUUAUUCAGUAAAUACGACAGGUAGGUAGGUACAGGAGGGUAGGUAGAGGAGUGGGUAAUUAGAAAAAAACGCUACUUGCAAAUAAGCAAAAGAAGUUUUGUAUGAUUAAUUUCCAAUGAAAAAUUGAUAGAACUUUUUUUUAUUCUAAAAUAAAUAAUCAUUGAUUGUUAAUGUUUUAUUUUAAUUUUAAAUUUUUUACAUCCUUGUGAUAUCUUUAAUUAUUUCUUAUAUAUGGUUCAUAAUAUUUCAUAAUUUCCAGGCAAGUUCUUUGUAAGCAGUUCUUUGUAAUAUUUAGAUCCACUUUUUAUUUCUUCUGGGUGGCUCGCAAUAUAAUUGACAUGAGACAAAAGUUUGAGAUAAAGAAAUUAUACGUACUAUAUUUUCUUAUUAUUUAUAUAUUUGACAGCUGUUAAGUUAUUUAACCAGAAAAGUUAUUUUAAUUAUUUUCUAGGUCUUGACUUAAGUGAAGAGCUUUUGAAAAAAUCUCUUCAUUCAGCAUACAAUUUUUGGAAAAUUAGUGAAUAACUUCAUCUUUAUCUGCCCGGUCAUUAUGAUUUGUAAAACAAGCAAAAUGAAUGCAUUCUAGGGUAUACCAAGCAAAUAAAUCUCUCUUUCAAUUCUAAUAUCUUCUAGCUUGGCAUUAAAGAAAUUGCGAACCAAUAUUCAUACGAACUUCUCAUCUUAAAAUUGGCUAAGAGUUCCUUGGUUAAAACUUGUUUACAUAAUUCAAUAAUAUCGUGUAUAUUUCGGAUAUGUGGACUAACUUCCUGUUUAUUUAUAAGUUUGGAAACAUUUCGUUAAUAUUUAAAGUAUUGUCAAAUUGCCUUACACAUUUAUAUAUUAGUAGAAUUGCAUUUACUGGGUGCGCAUGAAAUGUUCACUAUAUUGGUAAAUUUUCAUAAUAAUUUGCUAAAAUUAAAUAAUAAACGUAUUUUUUUGGUGUUAUUGGUUACUAAACUAAUGAGCAAAAUCCAAGUUGUUUUUAUUCGGUCAGUCUACUGACCUUAAGAACAUACCAUUAUAUAUUCAUAUUCAUUUGCAAAAUAAUCUACGUAAUUUUUUUGGUGGGUAAUUUUUUAGGACUACUUAUAUAACCUAAAUACUGUUUUCUUUGCAAUAAUUUUAAUUAUUUUAACCAUAAUAUAAAAAUAACUUAUUAUAAUUACCAUAUUAGUUCUAGAAAAAUCCUAAUUUUCAUUUCAGUGUUUAAUUAAUUAAAAAAAAAACGCCAAUUUUUUCUCCCUAUAGCAAAUUUUUUAUAACAUACACUAGCCGAUCAAAAAGUGUUAAUAAAAGAUUACUGACCAGUCCCUGUGAAGAACAAUGGAUGUGCAAGUUAUUCGUAUAAGAAAUUUGUAGACGUAUUUUGACUGAAACUUCAAGUCAAAUAUGCAUGUGUGUUUUUUAUGUGCUUAUACAAAUAGAUUUGUAGAAAAAUAUAAAUCUAAUGCUUAAAUAUUACUUUUUUCCAUGUAGACAAUCAAUGUAGUUUGGCUUUUUUAACCAGUUUAAAUAUUUUUUCUUUUCAUUUUUGUACAUAUUUUGGGCUGGUCUUAUUCACUAAGAAAACUUAUUUAUACGCCGAGAAAAAAUAGUUAAUAUUCUAAACACAAUAAAUCAAAUUCUAAAUAGACCUAAAAAUAUUAACGAGGUAAAAUAUUAAAAUAAUAAUAAAAUGUUUAAUUUAAAAUUUAAAUAAUUUGUCUUUCGCACAAGUAACCUUACUAUCAUUUAAAAAAUUAACUAUAUUUUCUAGACCAUAUUUUGUCACUAUGGUAUAAACGGGACUUUAUUUUCGCUUUACUGUGUAGCUACGUAUACUCUGUCACUAAUUAAAAUUUUUUCCUCAAUGAGGAACAACUAUUUAUUUUAUUAUCUAACAUAUGUUAAAUUACUGAGUAGCAAAAUGUUUAUAAUUUGUUUUUAUUACAUGCGCCUUCUAUAAACUAAUUUUUAGUUUACUCAAUAUUUAAACCAAAAAGAGAAUAACUUAAGAUUUUUAGUAGAAGCUACAUUUCAUAAAAUUUAUUAACGUUAAAUAUAGCUUCUGCUUUUUUUGUUUAGAUUUAAGAAAGCAGUAAAAACUGUUUUUUAACAAACUUUCAUAUUGUAUUAUUCUAAGUAUAAUAAUUAAUAAUAUAUUAUAUUUUAUAGUCCAAAUAAUAAAAAUGGCAUACAUGUUUCAGCAGAUUUGGACUAUAAAAGUUGUAAAGUGGAUGUAACAAUGUGUAUAAUAAUAAAUCUUAUAACUAAUAAGUUUGUUAAUAGCGUAUUAAUUUUGAAUUAAUCAAGUGGUAAGCGUUCAUCUUAUAUUUUAGACAUAUCAUGUGUUGUGUAACUCGUGGCCCUGAUCAAGGCAUAUAUUAAAUUAAAAUUUCGAAUUUUCAUCUCUCAAAUCUUAAAUACGUUUACUACUUGACCUGUUAGUUUUUUCGACACUUUUCUGUUCAUUUUCCAAGUAUAAACUAUAGUUUAUAAUAAUUGUACUACGAAUGAAAUAAACGUUAUAUUUAGAUAAAA
This is a messenger RNA of Anthonomus grandis grandis, 5097 nucleotides long. RefSeq lists its product as uncharacterized. Gene Ontology annotation, cellular component: extracellular matrix. Gene Ontology annotation, biological process: cell adhesion. The transcript is spliced from 7 exons. The record is from RefSeq and is a predicted model, not a curated record. The coding region runs from base 157 to 1548 and encodes 463 amino acids. Lineage: Eukaryota; Metazoa; Arthropoda; Insecta; Coleoptera; Curculionidae.